AUCCCUGCCGCCCAGGGUCACGGUGCUGCGAGCUUCAGGGCUUCGUAGCACGGCCCGUGUGCUGGCUGUUGCUGGGUGAAGCUGUCGCGGCUCUCUCGUCGUCUCCUGCCUUCUGCUGCUCUCUCUUGUUUUGGUGACUAAGUUCAUCUCUCGGGUGAACUCUGAUUCAGUGGGAAACAAAUUGAGCUUUUUUGUGGCUAGGCUCUUCUGUCAGAUGGAACUGUCAAUCCAGUCGAUUUUUCCUACAUGUGGUUCACGGAUGUGGGAAUGUGUGGUGGUGUAGGAAGGAAAACAGGACUGCCCUUUCAACAGCUACCUGCCCUUAGAUUAUGCAGCUCAGUGAUGCGUGUGUGCUGGCUCGUGGGCAAAGAGGAAUGCAGUCAGCGAGUGAAACUGCCGCACUUGGAGGCUGUGGUGAUUGGGCGUGGCCCAGAGACUGGGAUAACGGAUAAGAAGUGCUCGCGGCAGCAAGUUCAGUUAAAAGCAGACUGUAACAAGGGGUAUGUCACAGUUAAACAGAUAGGGGUCAACCCAACUAGUGUUGAUCUUGUGAAUAUUGGCAAGGAUGAAGUGGUGAAAAUGAAGCCAGGCCAAGUUCUGCAUAUUGUAAAUAACCUUUACCCCUACACGGUGCAAUUUGCUGAAGAAUCUGGGAAAACUGUUCCAAAAGCAGAUAAGAUUCCACAUGAAGAGAAUGAUGAUAUAGAGCUUGUGCCCAGAAAAACCAUGAAGCUGGAGGUGGUGGAUACACAAGGCAGUUCUACAAAUCCAAAGCUAAGCAAUACCAGUGUAUCUGCACAGGAAGGAACUUCAAGCAAAAAGGAACAUUUAGGACACUGGAGUCAGGGUCUGAAGAGCUCCAUGCAAGAUCCAAAAAUGCAGGUUUACAAAGAUGAAAAGACUGUAGUCAUCAAGGAUAAAUAUCCCAAAGCACGUUACCACUGGCUUAUCUUACCAUGGGACCCUAUUUCAAGUCUGAAGUCAGUCACCAGGGACCACCUUGAGCUUCUGGAACAUAUGCAUGCUGUUGGGCAAAAAAUGAUCGAACAGUGCCCUGCCAGAGAGAGCCUGGAGUUCCGACUGGGUUACCAUGCUAUCCCCAGUAUGAGUCAGCUACAUUUGCAUGUAAUCAGCCAGGAUUUUGAUUCUCCAGCCCUGAAAACCAAAAAGCACUGGAAUUCUUUUACUACGGACUACUUCUUAAACUCUCAAGAUGUGAUAGAGAUGGUAAGAAGCAAGGGAAAAGUGAUGGUGAAAGACCAUACCUCUGAACUUCUCAAACUUCCCCUCAGAUGCCAUCGCUGUAAACAACAGCUGUCCACAAUCCCACAGUUAAAGGAACAUCUUCGGAAACAUUGGCCAAAAUGAUUUUGCAAAAAAUCAUCUUUCUAAUGUCAAGACAACACAAGACCACAAAAUGUUAAUGGAAAUGUAUGCUGCUGUUUCCAGGCCACUUUUCCCCACAUUACAUGACAAAUGGAAACAGCAGCAUACUAAUUUAGUAAUAGCGUCAACAAAAACUCAAGCCCUCUUCUUCCUUCCUAGUAAAAAUAUAAAUAAAGUGACUUCUGAAAUUGGA
Passer domesticus (house sparrow) is the source of this 1579-nucleotide messenger RNA. It is a transcript of the gene APTX, whose product is annotated as aprataxin. The transcript is spliced from 8 exons. Lineage: Eukaryota; Metazoa; Chordata; Aves; Passeriformes; Passeridae. The record is from RefSeq and is a predicted model, not a curated record. Gene Ontology annotation, biological process: single strand break repair. Gene Ontology annotation, molecular function: DNA 5'-adenosine monophosphate hydrolase activity; single-strand break-containing DNA binding; double-stranded RNA binding. Gene Ontology annotation, cellular component: nucleus. Bases 247 to 1368 code for a protein of 373 amino acids.